Ipomoea nil (Japanese morning glory) is the source of this 1784-nucleotide messenger RNA. RefSeq lists its product as uncharacterized. The coding region runs from base 332 to 1603 and encodes 423 amino acids. NCBI's taxonomy places the organism in Eukaryota, Viridiplantae, Streptophyta, Magnoliopsida, Solanales, Convolvulaceae. Gene Ontology annotation, cellular component: cytoplasm. The record is from RefSeq and is a predicted model, not a curated record. The transcript has 8 exons.
UAUAUGCACUUGUACAUACACAUGGAUAUAUACAUAUAUAUACACACAUACACAAGAUAUAGAUUUCGAGACUAGACUAGACACGAAUAUAUGUAUUAUAUAUAGCAGAGAGAGAAGAAAGUUCUGAUCUUGCUCCCUCUUCUCCGUGACAUAUCUCUCGAUCUUCUCUCUCUCAAGUCUGAACUGCACAGCUUCUUCUUCUUCUUCUUCCACUUUUCUUGCCUCUUUCUUUCUUUCCCUUGGUUUUCAUUUGGAUUGGUUUUCAGGGUUGGGUGUAGAAUGUGAAAGGGCCAUUUUGGGGGAAUUUAUUGGAGUCAUUGAAUUGUUGGGGAUGGGGAAUAAAUUGGGUAGAAGGAGGCAAGUGGUGGAUGACAAGUACACUAGGCCUCAGGGGUUGUACCAACACAAGGAUGUCGACCACAAGAAGCUUCGCAAGCUCAUACUUGACUCCAAGCUAGCUCCUUGCUAUCCUGGGGACGAUGACUGUGCCAAUACCUCUGAUCUUGAGGAGUGCCCCAUUUGCUUCUUGUACUAUCCGAGUCUCAACCGUUCAAGAUGUUGCCUGAAAGGCAUUUGUACAGAGUGCUUUUUGCAGAUGAAGACGCCUAAUUCAACCCGUCCAACACAAUGCCCUUUUUGUAAAACUUCGAAUUAUGCUGUCGAAUAUCGUGGAGUAAAAACAAAGGAAGAAAAGGGCAUUGAGCAAAUUGAGGAGCAACGAGUUAUUGAAGCAAAAAUACGGAUGAGGCAGCAGGAACUUCAAGAUGAAGAGGAGAGGAUGCUGAAACGAAGAGAGAUGUAUUCUUGUAGCAGUAGCAAUGGACCGAGUGAGGAGUAUUGUUCUACGUCAGGGCCGUCAUUUGCUACUGCAAUUGAAGGUUCAGAAGCUGUUACUUCUCAUGAGAUUUGUGGCGGCACUCCUGCAAUUCUUCCAUCUUUACGGCCAAGACAGAACAGGGAAGAUGAAUUUGAUUUGGACCUUGAGGACCUAAUGGUUAUGGAAGCUAUAUGGCUAUCUAUUCAGGAAAAUGGGAGAAAUCGGAGUCAAGGCUAUGCCGAUGCAGCUUCAGAACAAUACACCACGGAAGAUCGGUGUGCAGCCAUGACCUCGGCAGGAGGGUCUUCUCCAUCCCCUUCUGGAGGUCUUGCUUGUGCAAUUGCAGCCCUUGCUGAGCGGCAGCAAAUGAGCGGGGAGUCCUCCUCCAAUAGUUAUGGCGGAGACAAAUCUUCGUGCGAUGAAUAUCAGGCGAGUGGCAGAUUUCCCAACAGGGUGGUUGAUCAAGAACACCAAGAUUACCACCCAUCUUUGGAGAGGCAUACUGGGUUGUCACUGGAAUGCCAGAUGGCGAUAGACAGCUCCGACAGGGAAUGGGGUGACCACCACGGGCCAGUGGCGGCAGAAGCGGGAACCAGCUAUGAAAUGGACGAGGUUGCAAGGCAGCCGCUUUAUCCUCCAGAAGGCGAAAUCAAGAACAAUUUUCAGCACACCUCCUCUGCUCCCAUCGUUCCAGAAAGCUUUGAAGAGCAGAUGAUGCUAGCCAUGGCUGUUUCGCUUGCCGAGGCCCGAGCAAGGACCAGCACACCAGGUGUAGCCUGGCAGUAGUGUUGAAGUUGAAGGUAAGGUUACUGAAAGAUUGAUUCUUUGCAAUUGCUUCUUUUGCUGUUAUUCCCCUACUUCUCACUUCGUAAACGCAAAAUAGAGAAAAUUAUUGCAGUGAAUGAAAUUGUCAUCUGUUCAUCCCCCAUUCAUUCAUUUCAUUAUAAAUUUAACCAAGGCUUCUGUA